AUGCCUGUGCGCUUUGACGGGCAGGUGGCGAUCGUCACCGGUGCAGGUGGAGGUCUAGGUCGAGCAUACGCGCUCCUCUUGGCGUCUCGCGGCGCGAAAGUCCUCGUAAACGACGUGGGCGCGGCUCUUUCCGGUGCCGCCAAUGAGACUUCAAAGGCGGACAAAGUGGUUUUCGAGAUCCGCAAGCAGGGCGGCGAAGCGGCUGCAAACUACGACUCAGUCCUCGAAGGCCAGAAGAUCAUUGACCACGCGAUGUCGCGUUUUGGUCGCGUAGAUAUUCUCAUCAACAACGCAGGUGUCCUGCGGGACUCUUCACUGAUGAAAAUGACGGAAAAAGACUGGGACCUCGUCAUGGCCGUGCACGUCAAGGGGGCCUACGCUUGCACCAAAGCAGUCUGGCCCAUCAUGCAGAAGCAAAAGUACGGACGAAUCAUUAUGACUGCCAGCGCUGCCGGUUUGUACGGCAACUUUGGACAAGCAAACUACUCAGCCGCAAAAUCCGCCCUGGUUGGCCUUUCAAAGACUCUCGCUUUUGAGGGAGAGAAGAAGAACAUUUUCGUGAACUGUAUCGCUCCUCUUGCGGGCACGCGCAUGACCGCGACGGUUAUGCCGCCCGAGCUCGUCGAGGCGUUGAAACCAGACUACGUGGCGCCUCUAGUGGCCUAUCUCUGCAGCAAGGAAUGUCGUGACACAGGCAAGGUUCUGGAGGUCGGCGCCGGGUGGGUGGCGAGCGUGCGCUGGCAGCGCAACACAGGCCACUCGUUUGUUCCUCCCUUUAGCCCAGACGACGUCUCUCGCGAGUGGAAGCGAAUCACGGAAUUCACUGGAGAGGUGGCCUACCCGACUUCGCUUCAAGACUCCAUGAUGAUGGUGACUCAGCGCCUGGAACAUAACCCAGCAAACAAAAACGAAGAGAAUGCGAGCCCGACGGCCGAGCCGGCGUCGAAGGAGACUGCGAAAGCCGACAGCUCUGCCGGAGGGAACCAGAAGGAAGCGAGCAAAGCGGACAUCAUCUUCCAGCUGAUGGAUGCGUACAUCAGAAACGUGCCGGACGCGCGAAAGAAGCUCCAAGAUAAAGUGGACUGUGUUUUCGGGUUUAACGUCACUCAGGGCAAGGCGACCAAGUCCUGGUCGCUCAACCUCAAAAAGGGCGGCACGGGCGGAGGCAUCGAGGCGGGUCUGCAGAAUUCCCCGGACGUGAUUUUCACGAUGGCUGAGGACAGCUUCGUGGCGGUUUGCCUGGGAACCUUGAAUCCUCAGAUGGCGUUUUUGCAGGGCAAGAUGAAGAUUAAGGGCAGCAUGCAGAAAGCUUCGAAGUUCACGCCUGGCUUGUUCCCAUCAAUCACCAAAGAAAUGGUGGAGAUGAAGGACGCUGGGGAAGCAGUCGACGCUUACUUGCGGAAACACAACUUGGGGCCUGCUGGAGCGACGACGAAGGAGGGAACAGAGCCAACGAAGGGCUCCGCAGACGCAAGCGCACAACCCGCGAAGGCGACAGCGUCUCCUCAAGCCAAGCAAUUAAAAAGCAUGGCUCUCUACGAAAUCAUGGGCAAACACCUCGAGACGUCCGAGGGCGCGAAACUUGUCAAGCGGAUCAACAGCAUUUAUCGGCUGAAUAUUCUUCCGAAGAAAGGCGCGCCGCCAGUCAAAGUUGUUCUAGACUUGAAGAAUAUCCCUCCGUCCAUUCGUGAAGAAGGCGACGAUACCGCGAAAGUCACUUCUGACUGCACGAUCACCCUUCUCGACGACGAUUUCGUGAAGCUCGCGACCGGCAAAAUGAAUCCUCAGCUGGCGUUCAUGCAGGGGAAAAUCAAGCUGAAGGGCUCGAUGCAGGCAGCGCUCAAGUUUACCCCUGACAUCUUUCCAAAGGCCAGUCGCCUCUAA
Messenger RNA from Besnoitia besnoiti, 1884 nucleotides. Its product is annotated as sterol carrier protein-2 HAD-2SCP-2. Gene Ontology annotation, molecular function: oxidoreductase activity. The coding region runs from base 1 to 1884 and encodes 627 amino acids. NCBI's taxonomy places the organism in Eukaryota, Apicomplexa, Conoidasida, Eucoccidiorida, Sarcocystidae. The transcript is spliced from 9 exons. The record is from RefSeq and is a predicted model, not a curated record.